AUGUGGGACUUUGCGCAGUGCGACCCCAACGCCUGCUCUGGGAGAAAGCUCCACCGCUCCCGCGCGCUCCGCCUGCUCGGGAUUGGCGAUCGCUUUAACGGGGUGGUCCUCACGCCGAGCGCGACGAGGCUGGUGACCCCGUCGGACCGCGCGAUUGUUCUGGAGUUCGGCGCAGCGGUGGUGGACUGUUCCUGGAAGGAGCUGGAUGCGGUUCCCUGGACGAAGAUGCGCAUGGGGGCGCCGCGACUGCUGCCGCUGCUCAUUUCUGCAAACCCGGUGAACUACGGCAGGCCGUCAAAGCUCAACUGUGCAGAGGCGCUCGCGGCGGCCUUGGCGAUUGUGGGCCUUGAGGACGACGCACGAAACGUGCUCGCGUACUUUAACUGGGGGGAGAGUUUUUUUAAUCUCAACGAGGAACUGCUUGCGGGCUAUCGAGCAUGCACCACUGAGGAGGAGAUGCACACCUUUCAGUUGGAAUAUAUCGAAGCCGAGGCGCGGGACGGUGCACGACGCCGAGCAGUGGAUCUAGAUGAGAUGGACUUGCUAGAGGCUCACCCCUUGAACGAGCGCAAAGGUCGCACAAAAUCGAAGCAUGCCUGGAACCUGAAGCGCGUGGACGAGGAAUCUACUGAGGAUGAGGUGGAUGCACAAGAAGAAGGGUCAACUCAUGAGGAUGACCAGAGGGAGGAAGGAAGGAUGCAAAUGCAAUCGAAUGGGUCCUUUAUAUCCGAGAAAGAAGGUAGAUAA
Messenger RNA from Phytomonas sp. Hart1, 747 nucleotides. Lineage: Eukaryota; Euglenozoa; Kinetoplastea; Trypanosomatida; Trypanosomatidae. The record is from the annotation of a GenBank genome assembly.